Messenger RNA from Sphenostylis stenocarpa, 1587 nucleotides. The record is from the annotation of a GenBank genome assembly. Lineage: Eukaryota; Viridiplantae; Streptophyta; Magnoliopsida; Fabales; Fabaceae.
AUGGGUAGCAUUGCUGUAUUUAGUUCAUGGACUAAAUGUCGAGCUCAAGUUGGCAGCCCUCAUCCAGUUUCACCUCAGAAGCAAUUGAUUGAUGCCCCUGAUAGCACUUGUGCCCAAGUGAUGCAAACAAAGACUCAAAAAGCUAAUAGUAGACGGGUGCAUGCAACAGAAAAAGAGUGCCUUGAACUUAUUGAUCAUCUUGAUGAUGUUGCAAUGGGUAAGGACUUGGCUGUGGGAAUAUCUUUGAAUAUGCAACUUGAGCAUCCACUUGAGAGACUGUCUGGCCAUCCAACGGGUAAAGGGGCAAAUAAGAUGUCUGAUGUUGAUAAUAUGCAGAUAGUUAAAGGACAGAAUAAUGUAUGUGAAAAAGUACAACUAGAAUACAAUGUUGAUAAAACCAGGACACAGGAAAAUCAGCCUAUGAAUGUUAUUGAUGUUACUGAUAGCAAUAGUCCACAGACUGAAAGCAGAUACUUGAACACUCCAAAUGGGUUUUCCGGUUUCUCACUAACAAAAGAAAACUGUUGCGCCAAAGAGCAUCCAUCCCUGGAACUAACUUUGAAAAGGCUGGGAGAAGUAAGAGAUGCUAAAAAUGUCACAGGUGAAGAAUGCAAUGUAUUGAGACAUUCAGAUCAGUCGGCAUUCUCAAAAUAUAAUACUGCUUCUUCUGCUAACCAGGCUCAAACUGGAAAUGUAGGGAGCUGUUCCCCUCUAGCCAAUGGCUCAGCUGCACCAAAUGCGGAGAUAGUACACAACUUUCCAUCUCAUUCCAACGUCACUCCUCCAAACCAACAAUCUAAUGGGAGCAACAACAUCAAUGACAUGGCCUCCACUAAUACAUAUCUUGGCACCAAACCUGAUACUUUUGACAAAAAGCCAGAGUCUGUAAGAGGGAUGGGCUCAUUUAAUUCUUCUGAACUCCAAACUUUGCAGAACAAUAGUAUCUCUUCGUCUCAGAAGAAAACUUAUGCCCGGGAAGAAUAUAUGGAAAUUGUUAAAGGACAAGUGGGAGGCUCUGAAUAUGAAUUCCAAGUCGAGCACACACAUUAUGAGCUUCACCGUUAUAAUCACAUUUCCCAUAAAGCUGCAGUAGAUAUUCAAUCAGAUCAUGAUCUCUUUCUCAAAAGCUCAACCAACGCUGCUCAGCAAUGUGUAUCAUCAAAUGCAUUUGGAGGGCCAGCAGAAAGUAAUGCUGCAAACUACACAGUAGAUGGAAAUGCUGUGGAGAGCGAUCAUGGGAGCAAUGGACAGGAUGGAACCAUGACAAUGAGAACGAUAAAUAUGGAAAAUGGCAAUGUGGCUGUGGGGAGCAUUGGAGUUGGCAGCAUUGAUAGGAAAAACAUUGGGAAUGGAACAGAUGAUGGACGACUUGCAUUGAGAGAGGCUGCCUUGACCAAAUUCCGUCAAAAGAGAAAAGAAAGAUGCUUUGAGAAAAGGGUUCGAUACCAUAGCAGAAAAAAACUAGCGGAACAACGGCCUCGUAUUAGAGGACAAUUUGUUAGACGAAUAGUCCCUGAAGCCAAAGAAGAAAAAGAUCACCAAAGUGACAACCUGGUACGUAUUGAUAAUAGCGACUUUCACCAAUAA